CUGUCCGGCAUUUGUCUACCGUCUCCCGGGUCGGCCAGUCUGCUUCUAAAGCCACUGUAACAGCGCCUGUCCCGGGUGGUGAUUUCCGGCAUUCACAGCAGUGUUCCGUCCCCAAGUCCACCUAGAGGUAGUCCAGACACCGCAUCUGAAGCACACCUCGUGUAUCCCUCUUACAUCGUCUCCUAUUUCGAGGUCAACAGCAACAAAAAAAUGGCACCCAAGCUUCCACCAGCGAGAUUCGUGAGAUCGGUCCUGAAGUCGUUCAUGGCCGAGUCCGGCCUUGAGCCGAGACUCCUCGGACCUCAUCUCCGGGUAACCGGUGCCACCGAAGGCAAGGUCGACUUUGAACUCGACAUCACCAAAGACCACACCAACCGUCUAAAGAUCAUCCACGGCGGGACCAUCGCCAGCAUGGUUGACCUUGGUGGUUCUCUGGCUGUAGCCUCGAAAGGACUCUACGCCACCGGUGUGUCGACGGAUCUGAACGUUACCUACCUUAGUAGCGGUGGGAAAGUCGGCGAGAAGAUUUCCGGGACCGCUGUGUGUGACAAGAUGGGCAAGACUCUUGCCUACACCACCGUCACUUUCCGCAACCAAAAGGGCGAGCUAUGUGCCCGUGGUAGUCAUACAAAGUAUGUCGCCAACGCCUGGAAGUCCCAAAAUGGGACUGAGCUCUUCACGCCUCCGGAGGGAGCUGUGAUUGCCGAGGAUGAUGUGGAGUAAAAGUCAUGAGAGUCAACCUGGACAUAGGUGCGUAUGCAUGGUGUACAUAGAGUUGUUAGACCUCGGGCGAGUGGGCGAUUAGCGAUGUUACGUCUCUGCAUUUUCAUUAUCCUUUCAACUCAUAGAAAGAUACCCUUAGAGUACCUG
Molecule: messenger RNA, 870 nt
Organism: Neurospora crassa OR74A
Lineage: Eukaryota; Fungi; Ascomycota; Sordariomycetes; Sordariales; Sordariaceae
Product: PaaI thioesterase
Exons: 6
Coding region: 211-723 (170 amino acids)
Molecular function (GO): fatty acyl-CoA hydrolase activity
Source: RefSeq, a predicted model, not a curated record